CUUCAACAAGUAGUACUGUCUAGUAGUAGUAAGUUUGGGAUGGAAAGUAUCAUGAGCCACAGAGCUUCAACCUUAUCAUUCACACUUACAACUACUUCGCUUCCAUCAAAAAUGUCGGUACUACAACAACCCACCACCAGAACUCCAUUCUUAAAUUUCUGUCCUAAUUUGCAGAAUCAAACUAGAGCUUUAACUACUAAAGAUCUUCCCUCACUUCUAUUUCAUCAUAAUCAUCACCAUUAUCCUUCAAAUUCAUCUUCUUUCAAGGUUUAUUCUUCAUUGAAUUUGUUCAGUUCAGAUCAAAGCAACAUAAUUUUGCAAGAUGUAGGCGCUACUGGUCUUGUGAUGGCGGGAGCUUAUUCUCUUGUUCUUGUUUUUGAUAAUCUUACUAAGAAUCAAGUUAUUCAACAGAAUUUGAGUAGAAAACUGGUGCAUGUGUUGUCAGGGUUGCUAUUCCUGUCUUGUUGGCCGAUCUUCAGCAACUCUGCGGAGGCUCGCUACUUUGCUGCUGUUGUUCCUUUCGUGAAUUGUGCAAGGCUUAUUCUAAAUGGCUUAUCACUCACAACAGAUGCAGGUCUUGUGAAGUCCGUUACUCGCGAGGGUAAUCCAAGGGAAUUGCUAAAAGGACCCCUCUGUUAUGUGCUGGUAUUGAUCCUCUCUGCUGUUGCCUUUUGGCGUGACUCUCCGGUCGGGAUUAUGUCAUUGGCAAUGAUGUGUGGUGGGGAUGGAGUUGCUGAUAUUAUUGGGAGAAGAUAUGGAAAACAAAAGCUACCAUAUAACCAGCAGAAGAGUUGGGCUGGCAGCAUCUCCAUGUUUACAUUUGGUUUCUUAGUUUCCAUUGGGAUGCUCAAAUACUUUACUGCUCUGGGAUACUUCGAGUUGGAUUGGUCGUCUACAACGGGAAGAGUCGCUUUAGUGUCUUUGGUGGCAACGAUAGUGGAAUCCCUCCCAACUACAGAGGUACUUGACGACAAUUUAUCUGUUCCAUUAUCAACCAUGUUAGUAGCAGUUCUUAUGUUUGGUUAACAUCCUUUUUCAUAAGGCCGUAACUGUAUCUGUAAUUAAAUCUCCACCUCCACUGGUUUGAUGUUAAAGUUGUUGUCUCCAUCAAUGUUACCAUAGCCCUUCUCUUUGAUCCCUGCCUUACGGAAACUAGUUGUUGUUUAUGAAAAGAAGCAGGUAGUACAGCUAGAACACACAUCGACAAACACAUUUGUUUCAUGUUGCCAUUUAUUCAAGGAAAUGUGACACUAUUUGUUGAGGUGGUAGAACAUUCAAAGA
Papaver somniferum (opium poppy) is the source of this 1281-nucleotide messenger RNA. Its product is annotated as probable phytol kinase 1, chloroplastic. NCBI's taxonomy places the organism in Eukaryota, Viridiplantae, Streptophyta, Magnoliopsida, Ranunculales, Papaveraceae. Gene Ontology annotation, cellular component: chloroplast. The record is from RefSeq and is a predicted model, not a curated record. The coding region runs from base 40 to 1026 and encodes 328 amino acids. Gene Ontology annotation, molecular function: phytol kinase activity. The transcript is spliced from 6 exons. Gene Ontology annotation, biological process: vitamin E biosynthetic process.